Molecule: messenger RNA, 2207 nt
Organism: Hipposideros armiger (great roundleaf bat)
Lineage: Eukaryota; Metazoa; Chordata; Mammalia; Chiroptera; Hipposideridae
Gene: METTL13
Product: methyltransferase 13, eEF1A N-terminus and K55
Exons: 6
Coding region: 353-2101 (582 amino acids)
Source: RefSeq, a predicted model, not a curated record
GUGGCCAAUGAGAUGCUGGGAUGGUCUGGGCGGCCGACCAAUCGCGAACCUUCGCACCCGGAUAUGAUUGCGGGUUCCGAAGCGGAGCUCUGAGAAAGUGAGAGACUGCCCACGUGAGGCAGCGCUGUCGGGGCGGUGCGGGGAGAGGGUGAGCGUGUGUCAGGUUCAGCGUCCCCCGCGUGCGGUGGGCGUCUAAGGGUCGUUCCUUUGUGUUUUGAGCGGGGGACAAGUCAAUGCGGCUGCUUGUCCGUAGGAAGACUUCCCACUGCAGCGUCCUGGAGCCAGCGGGCAGGGAAGCCCCUCCGUUGGUACCGCACAGGGCUUCGGACGGUGUCGAAGACACGGUGAGAAGAUGAAUCUCUUACCAAAGAGCUCCAAGGAGUUUGGCUCCGUUGACUAUUGGGAGAAGUUCUUCCAGCAGCGAGGCAAGAAAGCCUUCGAGUGGUAUGGGACUUACCUGGAGCUGUGUGGGGUGCUGCACAAGUACAUCAAGCCCCGGGAGAAGGUGAGCGCGGCCCGGCAGCCCUGGUGUGCGCGCGCGAAGGUGGGCGCUGCCUCCCAGGUAGCGCUGCGCAGAGUAGACGGUGACCGGUGUGGGGCCCCUCAUGGGGCCCCUGGGCUCUUGAGCAGGAUGAAGCCAGCCUCAGCACACCCNCAGAUGGAGUUUCCCGAUGCCUCCUUCCAGGUGGUGUUGGACAAGGGCACCCUGGACGCUGUCCUGACAGACGAGGAGGAGAAGACCCUGCAGCAGGUGGACAGGAUGCUGGCUGAGGUUGGCCGUGUCCUGCAGGUGGGCGGUCGCUACCUCUGCAUCUCCCUGGCUCAGGCUCACGUCCUGAAGAAAGCAGUGGGUCACUUCUCUCGGGAGGGGUGGAUGGUGAGGGUGCACCAGGUGGCCAGCGGCCAGGACAAGGUGUUGGAAGCAGAGCUGCGGUUCCCCCUGCCUGUCUUUGCCUUCAUCAUGACCAAGUUCAGGCCCAUCCCUGGCUCUGCCCUUCAGAUCUUUGAGCUGUGUGCUCAGGAGCAGGGCAAGCCCAUGCGGCUGGAGAGUGCCGAGCAGCUGGCCGAGGCAGUGCGGGAGCGGCAGCAGUAUGCCUGGCUGUGCAGCCAGCUGUCCCGCAAGGCUGGGCUGGGGAGUGUGUCCUUGGACUUGUGCAAUGGGGACACGGGGGAGCCACGCUACACCCUCCACGUGGUGGACAGCCCCACUGUGAAACCAACGCGGGACAAUCAUUUUGCCAUUUUCAUCAUUCCCCAGGGCCGGGAGACCGAGUGGCUCUUUGGCAUGGAAGACGGCCGGAAGCAGCUGGCCUUGAGCGCUGGCUUUAGGAGGCUGAUCACCGUGGCCCUCCACCGAGGUCAGCAGUACGAAGGCAUGGACAGCAUCCAGGCCGAGCUGUCGGCCCGAGUCAUGGAGCUGGCCCCGGCUGGGAUGCCUGCCCAGCAGCAGGUGCCCUUCCUGUCUGUGGGUGGGGACAUCGGGGUCCGGACCGUUCGGCACCAGGACCGCAGCUCCCUGAGUGGGGACUACGUCGUGGAGGACGUGCAAGGGGACGACAAGCGUCACUUCCGGCGACUCAUCUUCCUCAGCAACAGGAACGUGGUGCAGUCGGAAGCCCGGUUGCUGAAGGACGUGUGUCACAGAGUGUCAUUUUAUCCAGCAAAGACAAAACCUCGUUUGCUUCUCUUCCCAGCACGGCCUCACUACGACGUCAUAAUGUUUGACGUAGACAGCAAGGACCCAACCCUGGGAAUGAGCUGCCCGCCCCCAGCGUUUGUGGACCAGCCCUUCCUGCACAAGGUCAAAAGCAUCUUGAGUCCCGAAGGUGUCUUUAUCCUCAACCUCGUGUGCCGGGACUUGGGGCUAAAGGACUCAGUGCUGGGUGGGCUCAAGGCGGUGUUCCCCCUUCUGUAUGUCCGGCGAAUUGAGGGGGAAGUGAACGAGAUCCUGUUCUGUCAGCUGCGCCCCGAGCAGACACGUGCCAUGCCAGAGCUGCUGGAAAUGGCCCAGGCCUUGGAGCAGGCCCUGAGGAAGCCAGGGAGGGGUUGGGAUGACACGUAUGUCCUGUCAGAUAUGCUCAAGACCGUGAAGAUUGUGUGAUCGCUGGCCAUGCGGUCCUCUCAGCUUCCUGCCAGACUGCCCUUGGGCUCCCAGCCUGCCAGAGACUGAAGAACUAUCAGGCACCAUACUUUUCAAGCCUCAUAUU